This is a messenger RNA of Phragmites australis (common reed), 1367 nucleotides long. RefSeq names its product transcription factor bHLH57-like. Bases 110 to 988 code for a protein of 292 amino acids. The record is from RefSeq and is a predicted model, not a curated record. The transcript has 4 exons. Gene Ontology annotation, molecular function: protein dimerization activity; RNA polymerase II cis-regulatory region sequence-specific DNA binding; DNA-binding transcription factor activity, RNA polymerase II-specific. Lineage: Eukaryota; Viridiplantae; Streptophyta; Magnoliopsida; Poales; Poaceae. Gene Ontology annotation, biological process: regulation of transcription by RNA polymerase II.
GGAAGAAGAGGAGCUAGGCGGAGGAGGGAGGGAGCGAGGGUGUUGCUGCUGCCUCAGGGCUCGUUACUCGUUAGUGCAGUUAUUGCUACCACUGUGCAUACUCGCUCUAAUGGAGAGGAUGCAACUGCAAGGGCCCAUCGCCUCCUCGCUGGGGGUGGACCAGCAGGUGGCCAGCACCAGCGCCAGCGCUGCGGCGCAUAUGCCCUUCUUGGCGCUGCUCCAGGGCGGCAUGGCGGAGAACGCCGACGGGCGCAAGAGGAGCGCCUUCGCGUGCGCCGCCGCCGACCUCGACCUGCUCGAGAGCUGCGUCACGCAGGUGGCGGCGGUCCCUGUGACGUCUGCGCCGGCGACCAGGGCGGAGAGGAAGAGGAAGCGGCCGAGGCAGCGCGCCGCGCCGAUGGCGAAGAAGUGCAAGAAGCCGGAGGAGGCUGAGAGCCAGCGGAUGACGCACAUUGCAGUGGAGCGCAACCGACGCCGCCUCAUGAACGACCAGCUCGCCUACCUCCGCUCCCUCAUCCCCUCCAGCUACAUUCCCCGCGGUGAUCAGGCAACGGUUGUGGGGGGAGCGAUCGACUACGUGAAGCAGCUCGAGCAGCAGCUGCUGGCGCUGCAGGCGGCGGCGGCCGCGCGUCGCGGGGCCGGCGUGGUGGCUUCGGCGGCCUCGGCCGCGUCUGACGGCUUGUUCGUGUCGCCGCAGUACACGAGCUACUCGGAGGCGCGCGGCUGCGGCGGCGUGAACGUGGAGGCGAUGGCCGCGGUGGGGGGCCACGUGCGCGUGCGCGUCGCGGGGAGGCGGUGGCCCGGGCGGCUCGUGCGCGCGGUCGCCGCCAUGGAGGACCUCCGGCUCGCGGUCUUGCACCUCGCCGUCACCUCCGUUGGACAUGACGCCGUCGUGUACUGUUUCAACCUUAAGAUGGAGGAAGGGUGCGAGGUGGCGACGGCGGACGAGGUGGCGACGGUGGUGCACCAGAUCUUCGCCUACUGCUGACGCCGACGGCACCCGAGCACGGGCAACUCGUAGCGGCAACGACGGACGGACAGAGGAUGGUCAUCAGAGGAGAUGCGGACAUGAGCUAAGCUAGGGGACCAAGCAUGACAGGGGCCGCGCCCAUGGCAACGGCUGCAUGCAGUGGUCUAUGCAGGGUAGGCUCACUGAGCUAAGAUCUGAUGAGACCUCCAUUGUAACUUGACUGUUGUUUACUUGGCUGCCACAACCAGCAGAAAGGUGAAGAGCACAACAGUUUAGGAGUAUUUUUGUCUUUUUUUUUAGAGCUUGCAGUGAGUGAUGGGUUAUGAGAAACUAAGUUGAAAUGUAAUUUUGUUCAUAUGUGAUGAGAGAUUGAUAAAUUUGUGUGUAUUUGGUUUGA